Molecule: messenger RNA, 4013 nt
Organism: Panicum virgatum (switchgrass)
Lineage: Eukaryota; Viridiplantae; Streptophyta; Magnoliopsida; Poales; Poaceae
Product: receptor protein-tyrosine kinase CEPR2-like
Exons: 3
Coding region: 800-3703 (967 amino acids)
Biological process (GO): protein phosphorylation; hormone-mediated signaling pathway
Cellular component (GO): plasma membrane
Molecular function (GO): protein kinase activity; protein binding; ATP binding
Source: RefSeq, a predicted model, not a curated record
CCGGGAACUGAUACCAAAAUUGGACCGAAUUCGCCACCAACAAGUUUUCUCUUUACAGGCCCCCUCGCGAUGUGUCAUUUCUAGGUUGAGCUUGUUAUCCAGCCAAAGCACUAUGAUCUUGGGCCAUUUGCCAUGUUAGACACUGAUGGCUCUCUAAAAUAGUAAGUGGAAUAGUAUAUUCCCACUGAAAAUGGCUUUGAGCCCUUGACCACCUUCUUUUUAUCCUGGUGAUGCAUUUCAUCAUCUGAUCCCAUUAUACAUCUGGUGAGUGCUCCGGCUUUCCGGCCCCGGUUUCGUGAUUAACUCGGUGGAGGUGAAUAUGGGUGGUCUGGCAGUGCCAUGGGGCAAUAUAGUGCAUUUUUCUGGUGCUGGUGAAGAUAGGGCAACAGAACAGAGUAGAGGGAGUGGAAGGUGCAGUGGUAGCUGGCAGGUCAUCGUCUCUGAAAAUGUUAACAGAGGAAAGCAACUUUGGGUUGUCUCCAAAUCACAUACCAAUUAAAGUAUUAAACACAGCGUUUGAAAACGACAUUAGCCUUUUCCUACGAUCUUGUAGGAGUAUAAAUUUUUAAUCAAGAAAGAAUUGAAUAAAUGUUCUAAAUUUUGUGUGUUCCAUUCCAUCGUGUGGACCUGAAGUCCAAUACUGAACUACUGAAGAAGGGAGUUCAGAGUUCAAACAGAGCAGACAAGUGAGGGGCUUGAAAAACAGAAGGGUCCUCCGAAGCACAGAUAUUCAGUGCAGCACCAAGAACCCAUGUAAUCAACAUCUUCAGAGAUCAUCUGCCAGCACCAUCUAUUAGCAAUGAGAAGGCACAUCCUUGUCUGCCUCCCUCUGAUCACACUCCUCUCCCUCUUCCUGAGCUCGAGCUGCCAAAUCGACCCCCAGACACAAGCCCUCCUCCAAUUCAAGGCCGGCCUGAACGAUCCUCUAAACCACCUCGCGUCAUGGACGAACGCCACCUUGCCGUGCCACUUCUUCGGCGUCCGGUGCGGCGACGGCUCCGCCACGGUCACCGAGAUCUCGCUCUCGACCAUGAACCUCUCCGGCGGGAUCUCGCCGUCAGUCGGCGCCCUGCGCGACCUGACGCGGCUGGAGCUCGACUCCAACUCGCUGUCGGGGCCCGUGCCGCCUGAGCUGGGCGGGUGCACUCAGCUCCGGUUCCUGAACCUGUCGUGCAACGUCCUCUCCGGGGAGCUGCCGGACUUGUCGUCGCUAGCGGCGCUCGAGGUUCUCGACAUAGCGAGCAAUGGCUUCACCGGGCGGUUCCCGGCGUGGGUCGGCAACCUAUCCGCCCUCACCACGCUCAGCGUCGGCAUGAACAGCUACGACCAAGGGGAGACGCCGCCGAGCAUCGGCAACCUCAAGAACCUGACUUACCUGUACCUGGCGGGCAGCAGCUUGACGGGGAUGAUGCCGGACUCCAUCUUCAGGCUCACCGCGCUGGAGACGCUGGACAUGUCGACGAACAACCUCGCCGGCGCGAUCCCGGCGGCCAUCGGCAACCUCCGGAACCUGUGGAAGAUCGAGCUGUACAAGAACAACCUCACCGGCGAGCUCCCCCCGGAGCUCGGGAAGCUGACCAAGCUCCGGGAGAUCGACGUGUCCUGGAACCAGCUCAACGGUGGGAUCCCGGCGGCGUUCGCCGCGCUCAGGGGCUUUACAGUGAUCCAGCUCUACCACAACAACCUGUCCGGCCCGAUCCCGGAGGAAUGGGGCGACCUGCGGUCGCUGACGAGCUUCUCCAUCUACGAGAACGGGUUCACCGGCGAGUUCCCGGCCAACUUCGGCCGGUUCUCGCCGCUCAACAGCGUCGACAUCUCCGAGAACGGCUUCACGGGUCCGUUCCCGAGGUUCUUGUGCCAUGGCAAGAACCUCCAGUACCUCCUCGCUCUUCAGAACGGCUUCUCCGGCGAGUUCCCAGAGGAGUACUCGGCGUGCAAGAGCCUGCAGCGCUUCCGGAUCAACAAGAACCAGUUCACCGGCAGCCUCCCGGAGGGUCUGUGGGGGCUCCCCGCGGCGACGAUCAUCGACGUCUCCGACAACGGGUUCACCGGAACCAUGUCGCCGCUGAUCGGCCAGGCGCAGAACCUGAACCAGCUGUGGCUGCAGAACAACAACCUCGGCGGCGCGAUACCGCCGGAGAUCGGCCGGCUCGGGCAGGUGCAGAAGCUCUACCUGUCCAACAACUCGUUCUCCGGCUCGAUCCCGGCGGAGAUCGGGAGCCUGUCGCAGCUGACGGCGCUGCACCUGGAGGACAACGCGCUGACCGGCGCGUUGCCGGCGGACAUCGGCGGCUGCGUCAGGCUCGUCGAGAUCGACGUCUCCCGGAACGCGCUGACGGGGUCGGUCCCGGCCUCGCUGUCGCUGCUGUCGUCGCUCAACUCGCUGAACCUGUCGCACAACCAGCUCGCCGGGGCGAUCCCGACGAGCCUCCAGGCGCUUAAGCUCAGCUCCGUCGACUUCUCCUCGAACCGGCUGACCGGGAACGUGCCGCCGGGGCUGCUGGUGAUCACCGGCGACCGGCCGUUCGCGGGGAACCCCGGGCUCUGCGUGGACGGCAGGUCCGAGCUCGGCGGCGUCUGCAACGUGGACGGCGGCCACAAGGGCGGCCUCGCCAGGAGGUCGGCCGUGCUCGUGCCAGUCCUCAUCGCCGCGACGCUGCUGCUCGUGGCCGGCAUCCUGUUGGUGAGCUACAGGAGCUUCAAGCUGGAGGAGCUCAGUAGGCGCGACCUGGAGCGCGGCGGCUGCGGGCAGUGGAAGCUGGAGUCGUUCCACCCGCUGGAGCUGGACGCCGACGAGAUCUGCGGCGUCGGGGAGGAGAGCCUGAUCGGGUCGGGCGGCACGGGGCGCGUGUACCGGCUGCAGCUCAAGGGCCGCGGCGGCGUGGUGGCCGUGAAGCGGCUGUGGAAGGGCAACGCGGCGCGGGUGAUGGCGGCAGAGAUGGCCAUCCUCGGCAAGGUCCGGCACCGGAACAUCCUCAAGCUGCACGCGUGCCUGUCGCUCGGCGAGCUCCACUUCAUCGUCUACGAGUACAUGCCGCGGGGCAACCUCCACCAGGCGCUCCGGCGGGAGGCCAAGGGCAGCGGCCGCCCGGAGCUGGACUGGCCGCGGCGGUGCAGGAUCGCCCACGGCGCCGCCAAGGGGCUCAUGUACCUCCACCACGACUGCACGCCGGCUAUCAUCCACCGCGACAUCAAGUCCACCAACAUCCUCCUCGACGAGGACUACGAGGCCAAGAUCGCCGACUUCGGCAUCGCCAAGAUCGCCGAGGACUCCUCCGACUCCGAGUUCAGCUGCUUCGCCGGAACCCACGGCUACCUCGCCCCCGAGCUGGCCUACUCGCUCAAGGUGACGGAGAAGACGGACGUGUACAGCUUCGGCGUGGUGCUGCUGGAGCUGGUCACCGGGCGGAGCCCGAUCGACCCGCGCUUCGGCGAGGGCAGGGACAUCGUCUCCUGGCUGUCCGGCAAGCUCGCCGCGGAGAGCCUCGACGACGUCCUGGACCCGCGCGUCGCGGCGACGGCCAGGGAGCGGGAGGACAUGCUCAAGGUGCUCAGGAUCGCCGUGCUCUGCACCGCCAAGCUCCCCGCUGGGCGGCCGACCAUGAGGGACGUGGUGAAGAUGCUUACCGACGCCGGCGCGGGGCCCUGCAGCCCGCGCGGGCAGCCGCCGGCGAGGAUCUGCAGCACCAAGAGCUGCCGCUGAAUUUUUGGAGCAGGCUCUGCCGAUUGCCCACCCACGGAUGCUUCUGCUCCUGCAUUGAGCUCCGAACUGUGAUUUUACUGAUGUCCUUCGUGACAGAACCAACUAUAGGGUCAUGUACCUGCAGGUAUUUUGUACAAUUAUAAUUGAAAGUGCCUACUCCUUGCAUUAGCCAUAUUUUGGACGAAAAAAAUCUAAAUUAUAUUUUUGGCCUCUAAUUUCUCCAACAAUGUAGUAGUACGUACAAUUGCUGUAAAAUCGUACUACUUUAACAGUAUUUGAAAUAUAUAUCGAAUGAACUUUGUACGGUAAA